AUGUGGUCAUUUUCUGGAUUUAUAGUAUUAAGUAAUCAUGAUGCCCCAAUUCAUGUUGAGCAAGAAGAUGGUCGUAUUAAGUAUCAUACAUGGUGUGAAGCUAAUGAUGAAAAGCUAUUUAGUAAUAAUAAUUUUGGAAAAAAAAUCCUACAGGUUAACAUUGAACGAAAAUAUGCUAGUAGUAGAAAAAGAGAAUGGCAGUAG
Molecule: messenger RNA, 204 nt
Organism: Cetraspora pellucida
Lineage: Eukaryota; Fungi; Glomeromycota; Glomeromycetes; Diversisporales; Gigasporaceae
Source: the annotation of a GenBank genome assembly